This is a messenger RNA of Topomyia yanbarensis, 535 nucleotides long. Its product is annotated as bolA-like protein 2. The record is from RefSeq and is a predicted model, not a curated record. The coding region runs from base 236 to 493 and encodes 85 amino acids. Gene Ontology annotation, cellular component: cytosol; nucleus. Gene Ontology annotation, molecular function: 2 iron, 2 sulfur cluster binding. The transcript has 3 exons. Lineage: Eukaryota; Metazoa; Arthropoda; Insecta; Diptera; Culicidae. Gene Ontology annotation, biological process: intracellular iron ion homeostasis.
UUGGGUGAAAAUAUAUAUAAUGUUAGCUUUAUUCAGGUAGCGUACAACGCGAAGAACGAACCAAAAUGAACUGUUCAAAAACAAACUUUUUGAGGAUCUAAAAAGAAGAAUCACACAGAACAGUGGUGCUGAUUUUUUGUUUGAUUAUUGACAAAGAAGGUAAACACGUUGCUUUUGAAAGUUAUUUUUCCGCCUGUGAUCUAAUUUUUCAUUGUUUCGUCAAACAUUUUGGAAAAUGUCUGCCUACACAGAGGAAUAUCUCAAGCAGAAGCUAACCGAGAAGCUGGAAGCUACUCAUGUGGAGGUCAUAGACGAAUCCGAUGGUUGUGGUGGUAAGUUUAGUGCAAUCAUCGUGUCUCCACAAUUCCAAGGAAAGGCCCUCCUACAACGGCAUAGACUGGUCAAUGCUGCGCUGGGCGAGGAAUUAAAAACCAUUCACGCUUUUUCGCAGAAAACGUAUACGCCAGAGCAGUGGGCCGCCGAAGGUCACUAGUCGCCCAAGUUGUCACUUACGUUUUUCAACCUAGUGUAACCU